Molecule: messenger RNA, 492 nt
Organism: Pochonia chlamydosporia 170
Lineage: Eukaryota; Fungi; Ascomycota; Sordariomycetes; Hypocreales; Clavicipitaceae
Product: fungal specific transcription factor
Exons: 1
Coding region: 1-492 (163 amino acids)
Source: RefSeq, a predicted model, not a curated record
AUGCCACCUUCCAAAACUGAGGUUAUCCUCACGGGGAUCGACAAUUGGGACGACUGGCAGAAGUUCGUUGCAAGCUUAAUCGAUAUAGAUAUCUGGGAGGCAAUCAAGCCGAUCAACCGAACUCAAGUGCUUCUGCGAAAGCCAAGAAGACCGCAGGUAUCUGAUUUCAAUGCAAACGCUGAGACUGAAGUCAAUCUUACGGCGUCUCAAGUCAACGCUUUCAGACUAGCCCGUGACAAUUGGAAAGAUAGCUCCAAAGAGUAUGAGCAACAGAAAACCAAUCUCAUCAAGGCUAAAAGUGUUAUCAUCAGCUACGUGGAUGAGAGAUUAGGCCGCUAUCUUGACCAAGACCAUGAUCUCCCCCGCUGGAUUGAUAGUCUAUCUGUAGCAGUCAAUGCCGAACAGACUAAAGCAACGGACGCACUUGUGAUUGAGUACCAGCAGAUCAUCAAGUCAUUCAGGUGCACCGACUCAGCAACCUUCACGGACUGA